Messenger RNA from Selaginella moellendorffii, 858 nucleotides. Its product is annotated as protein EI24 homolog. Gene Ontology annotation, biological process: macroautophagy. The record is from RefSeq and is a predicted model, not a curated record. Lineage: Eukaryota; Viridiplantae; Streptophyta; Lycopodiopsida; Selaginellales; Selaginellaceae. The transcript has 8 exons. Bases 50 to 715 code for a protein of 221 amino acids. Gene Ontology annotation, cellular component: endoplasmic reticulum.
CCUUCGCAAAGCUAGCUAGUUUUUAGGUCGGGCAUAGGGUUUCGCUGUCAUGGCUCCGUCGCGGGGAGAGCGCGCCUCCGCCGCGCCGACGUCGCCGUGGAUCGCAUUACUGAUGCUUUGGCUGGCGGGAUUCAGGGACGCUUGCCGAUUCGACCGCGCAUUUCUCAUCUGCCGGAGGUCUGGCGUAGUUCGGAAGAAAACGGGGCAGUGCUUCCUCAAUGGCCUGCUCGUUCUUGGAAGUGUCUUGGUUCUCCAGAAAGCGAUUAUUCCGGCUUUGAGCUGGCUGCUCGAUUUUGAGGCGCAUGUCGACGAUGGAUCGGCCAGGCCAGUGCCGAAGCUCCAGUCUUUCCUGAUCGCGCUGUACUAUGUACUCUGGCUCUAUCCGAUCUACGUGAUAAGCUUUGUGAUCAACUGUAUUCACUCCAACGAAAUCGCUCAACACGUCUUUCACGAAGUAAAGAAGACUAUGAAUGAGCCGACGUCGAGGCCAUCAACAGGUACUUCUUCUACCGCCGCAGCCUUUGACAGUUUUCAUGCUCUAGGUCCAGUUUCACUCGUGGAAUCGGUGAGAACUUGUACUCGGUCAUCGUCAUCGGUGCCUUUUUUGCCGAAGCAUUCGUUGCAAGUUUCAUUCCGUAUGUCGGGCAACUCUUGUACUUCGUUCUCCUGUCCUGGCUUUAUGCUUACUAUUGCUUUGAGUACAAAUGGGGCCUAGCUCAGUGGAGUCUCGAGAGGCGGCUGGUCUUCUUUGAGACAAACUGGGCCUUCUUCUCUGGAUUUGGUAGUCCUUGCGUAUUAGCGACGUUUUUCUUUUCACCUCUGGUGAGCACCGGCGUCACCGCCAUCCUCUAUCCAUUG